Molecule: messenger RNA, 4307 nt
Organism: Daphnia pulex (common water flea)
Lineage: Eukaryota; Metazoa; Arthropoda; Branchiopoda; Diplostraca; Daphniidae
Gene: Cda5
Exons: 19
Coding region: 263-3751 (1162 amino acids)
Biological process (GO): carbohydrate metabolic process
Cellular component (GO): extracellular region
Molecular function (GO): chitin binding; hydrolase activity, acting on carbon-nitrogen (but not peptide) bonds
Source: RefSeq, a predicted model, not a curated record
UGGGUUCCCCGUCAGUCGCUGGAUAACUACUCUCACGCGCGCCAGCGGAACAGCAGCGCUCCGCACAGCCACCACGCCGUUCCGACUCGUCCUAUUUGAAAAUCAUUUUUGAUUGUUUGUUCGUUCGUUUGCUGGGCAUUGGGGCAGUCGAACCCAAUUCCAAGUGAAGUUCAACAGCACCUACUGCUACUCCUUUUUUUUGUCUUAACAAUUACAAAUUUUGUCUUGGGAUUCUCCUGCCUUUUUGUUUUGAUAUUUCAUCAUGGCCACCGGUAAAGCCAUCGUAUACUUGGUAUUCGCGUCCGCUCUUAUCGGCUGGACUGCUGGGCAGAAACGGACGAAAGUCGGAACGAGCAUUGCCGGUAGCGAGAUUGAAAUGGCGCCUGAUUUUGAAUGUCCCGAAGAAUUCGGUUACUACCCGGCGCCGAACGACUGCACUCGUUACUACGUUUGCGUAUUUGGUGGCGCCUUAUUAGAAAGCUGCACCGGCGGUUUGGUCUACAGUCACGAAUUGCAGACAUGCGAUUGGCCGCGUAACGUCGGAUGUCUGACGGGAGCGGAAGCCAUGGCUAUUAACAAGCCCAAACCACCUGCCCGACCUUCGGCUGACCAGAAAACCAACUCUCCAUUGACGCAAUUCUUGAGCUCCGAUAGCAAUAAACCAUCCUCCAGCCGGACCCAGUCGACCACUUCAUCGACCAACUCUCGGUCCAAGGCGCCACUAACGUUUGAGCUAUUGGGUGACGUUGCUGCCACGAUUGACAACCGACAAGGACGGGAUUUCCAGGGAACUACGCCACUGAGAUCACAGGGACAGAACGCCCAGAUUGGUGGCACCUCUAGAAACACACUCGCCGGUGAAAACCCCAAACCCAACAGCUUCAACGCACGCUCUCAAGCUCCCCGCGUCGAAGAUCUCCCAGAUGACUUCAUUCCAGCCACCACAUUCAACCCUACAGCUGGCCGCUUCCCCCACAGUCGCUCGAUGGCCUUCCGGAGCCGUCAACAUCCUGGCGAACGGUUGAUCAGCCAUCGUCAUGACGUCGACAACGACUACUACUACUAUGACGACGACGAUGACGACACAAUGACUUCUUCCUCUGGUUUCACAAUCUUUAAUCACAACCUCGAUCGUAACGAUGAGGACGUGAGCGUGAAGACGAGGGGCAAAUUCGCCGACAGGGACGACGAGCUAUUCUGGAACCCUAAUCACAACGGUCAGCAGAAGGAGGAACGAUUCCACGAAGAGAGCAUCCCUUCAAUGCAUUUCAAUCCAAUCAACGCCAAUUCUCAGCGGUCGGUAUUUGAGCACACGAAUCACGGCCCGGUGCCGGUGCGCGGUGCUUCACAGCACAGAAGUAGUGCCCAGUCACCGUCGAUGGAGUCGAGGCAUUUCAUUCAGCAGAGUGCGACAUCCUUUCGUCCAUUCCAGGGCGGACAGCGCCCACAUUCAGACAGUCAAUUCAAUGACGAACCGUCCAGCGCUGGUCAAUUUCAACCGCAGGUUCGUGUUCAGGGCGACGGUUCCGCUGAAUUGCGCCACCAACCAGCGUCGUCGUCGUCCUCUCACGGCGUUGUGCCACUAUUGUUCCGGCAACAACAGACACAGCCACCACAACAACAACAGCAAUCAUUCUCUGAGCGCCCAGUUCCUUUCACCGCGUUCGCAAAGCAACCAAACACUCGCUUACCCAGUAACAAUCGGCCCCCUAUUCUAACUGCCUCACAAUUCCAAACCAGUCCCACUACUACUGACGAUUUUGAUGGCUCUAAUGACGAACAACAAUCACCCACACUAGACUGGAAUCAACAACCACAACGACAAGCACAGCAAACGUUACGACCAGGCCCGCCAAGAGUUGAUUCCAGAGUGCCAACUGGAGCCAGUUUGCCCAGCAGCGAUCAGUUCCACCGAGAGACCACUGUGCGCCAACCAACGACUGAACCUAUUCAAACCGAGGCUGAUUUUGCCGACCAGUGGGAAGCUCCAGCUCCUCAAAGACAGCAGCCCGUCCAGCAGAGACCAAGCAGUUCUUCUCGUCAGCCAGAGAGGCCUGUUACCACUACUACAGAGUUCCCAGUAAGAGCACCAGCUCAAUCUUCCAGUCAAUUCAGCGAGACCGACGUUGACUAUCACGGAUUCCCCGUCGAUGAGUUGGCCACUUCCGAGCCUUCUGCCGAUCAGUUUGCUGAUUACGACAUCUUCGACGAUCCAGCGACCACUGGAGUCCGUCCUCAGGAAGAAGAAUUCUUCGAAGCCCCCGUCACCAGGACCGUCCCUACCACAACAUCUACCACUACUACCACAACUACCACAACUACAACUACAACUCCUAAACCUCUUCAGCGAGGAGCCAACAGAGGCAAACCAGCAGGUGAUAGAGGAUCUUCUCGUUUCCGCCCAUCCGACUCCAACCGCGAAGAAGAAUCCGCACCUGCUCCAUCAUCAUCGGGAACUAAACGCCGCCCGACACUGAAGCCCGUCUCUGACUUGGUCCGGAACACUCCAGCUGAACCGAUCGACAUCAUGCAGCAUCCUCCCCGCCGAUUGGAGCCCAUCUUCCCUCAGCCGACUCCGGAUGAGCCUGCCGCUAAAUGUAACGCCGACGUUUGCCGUCUUCCCGACUGUAACUGCGGAGGAAAAGACAUUCCAGGCGGUUUACGAGCGAUCGACACGCCACAGUUGGUACUCCUGACAUUCGACGACGCAGUUAACGACUUAAACAAAGAACUUUACAGCGACUUGUUUGAAACGGGCCGAGUCAAUCCCAACGGAUGUCCGAUCGCAGGCACUUUUUACGUGUCCCACGAAUGGACCGACUACGGCCAGGUCCAGAACCUGUACGCCGACGGACACGAAAUUGCUUCGCACACCAUUUCGCAUAGUUUCGGCGAACAAAUGUCUGCCAAGAAAUGGGCCAAAGAAGCUGCCGGACAGCGUGACAUCAUGGCCGCUUAUGGUGGCGUUCGUGCUGAAGAUAUCCGUGGUCUGAGAGCGCCUUUCUUAUCGGUCGGAGGAAACCGCAUGUUCAAAAUGCUUUACGACAUGAACUUCACCUAUGACUCAUCGAUGCCCGUCUAUGAGAACAAACCACCUUCAUGGCCCUACACUUUGGAUUACAAGAUCUUCCAUGACUGCAUGAUUCCACCAUGCCCAACCAAAUCUUAUCCAGGUGUUUGGGAAGUACCCAUGGUUAUGUGGCAAGACUUGAACGGAGGAAGAUGCUCCAUGGGUGACGGUUGCAGCAACCCACCAGAUGCCGAGGGAGUGUACAAGAUGUUGAUCAAGAACUUUGAGCGUCAUUACACCACCAACAGGUAUAAGUCAUUUGCUCCUCUUUUCGCUUACAUACGAGUUAAUCCUAACGAACAUUACAGGGCACCUUUCCCACUGUACUAUCACGCUUCUUGGUUCACGACAGCCCACCACAAGGAAGGUUUCGAAGCUUUCCUUGAUACUAUCGUCUCCAUGGACGACGUCUGGUUGGUCACGAAUUGGCAAGCCAUUCAAUGGGUACGAGAUCCUACUCCGCUGGAUCGCAUCAAGACCUUUAAGCCAUUCAACUGUGAUUAUCCGGAGAGGCCGAAGCGGUGCAAUGCCUCCAAAGUGUGCAACGCUUGGCAUAAAUCUGGCGUCCGCUACAUGCGCACAUGUCAGCCUUGUCCGGAGGUCUUCCCAUGGACUGGCAAAACCGGAGUGAGAAAUCCUUUCCUCGACCACUACGGAGAAAACGAAGUUGCAUCAGCAUGAACUAAGCCUCGACUCGAAAACGAAAGAGAGCAAAUAAAAUAAACUGACAAAUUUUUUUACGAUAAAUGAUAAUGUCGGCAUUCUAUAUAUAUAAUUGGUGUAUUUUUUUUUUGCAUAAUUUGUUUGAUAUCGUGAUGUGUUGAAACAAAUUUCAAACAAACAAACAAAAAGAAUCACGUCGGGUGCCACAUCACGAGAUCCAAACGAGGACUCGCAGAGAUUUGAAAACCUAUAAAUUUGCUUUUUUCCUUUCUUGUUGUGUGGGUGUUUUAUGAUCCAAUGUCAAGGAGACUCCGACUUUGGUGGGUUCGUCCACUGCGUUCCAACUUUCGUUUCCGUUUCGGAGAUAAUAUUCCCUCUAUUCUCUUUUGUGAUUCGAUUGUUGCCCCUCCGCACUCUUUCCCGUUGUACAUUGCGUGUCUUUUUUCUUAUUUCCUCUUCUCGAUUUUUUUUUUAAAUUUUUCCUUCAGACUUGCUAUUGAACAAUGGUGCCUGAUGGUGUUCUCGAUUUCAAAAUACAAACUUGCUAUAAAUGGCAUAUCAUGAAACCCGAAAA